GCGAUGCUGGUGUGCUACGUGAUCCGCGAUGAAGAAUGCCUGCGGUCCGCGAGGCGGGUGCUUUCCCUUACUCCACACCGGGAGUGGCAGGACUCCGCCGCUGGGGACACGUCACUCAAUUUGUACAUAAAACAAGGCGGCGAGGUGGAAAGCAGAGGGGGAGUGGGGAUGCUUGAGUCCACGUCAUCACCCGUCUCCCCCAUGACGUCAUACUGGCGCGCCCCGGGGCUCGAGAGCCCGACGGGGAUACAUAGCAGUAAAAUAAAGUCCUGCACGAACGAGUAUUCAGCUAUUCCUGAUACGCCGGCCACGAGAAGCGUUGGGCUCACAUAAUAAACUCGUCGCAAAUCAAGCUCACAUGACUUAUAUUUUGAAGGCAAUCGAACCCAGACUGCCGCGCGGACAUAGUCCGUUGCGUUGAGUACAAGGACUCAGUACUCAGCCCGCGAUACGACCACCAUCUCACCACGACACACGCCGUUUGCGACUUAAUCCCUCGCGUGCCUUCCCAGCCCGAAUACAUGGCGCGCGUCUGCCUCGAACUCGGCGUCCUCCCCACUCCCCCCUCUAACCCUCCCGCCCCCCUCCUCACCUGCUCCGUAGACUUCGAACCCUACGACCCCCCCAAAGAAAACUGCGCCAUCUGCGUCCAAUCCAACCCCGACAUAUCCAAGAUCCCCUCUCCCCCCAUAAAAAGCUGCCUCAAAAAAACCAAAAGCAACACCUCCACCACCUCCCUCCCCUCCAUAGAAAUCCCCGAAGAACCCAAACCAAAGUCCGACAUCGAACAAGUGAACCGCGAGUGGAACAAAGCGUACGACUCGCCCGAAACCGACCGAAUGCUCAACAAAAUCUCCAACGACCUGGAUUUUCUCUUAAACCGGACUCAGGAAAGUUCUAAAGUGCUCGACCAAAUCGAGGAGGCCCCCACUUAGGAUUGUUUGUGAUUCUAGUUUAGAUGAAAACAUGGAAACAGGGGUGCAACAUGCCGUUAGAUAAAUAAAUGUAAAUAGACGUUACGGUUUUAUAGUGAAUUGUAUCAGUGAGUUUGAGACUAUUGUUGAGAAUAUGGUCGGAUGCUAUUUACUUAUUUAUUCAGGAAAACUCUUACUCGUACAUGCCUCUCAUCAUCACAAAACGUAAUAAUCAUAAAUCUAUAUCUACAACGAUUUUAAUCACUUUUAUAGACGAUACAAUAUAGAUAGCAUACGACCAUGAUAUAUUUGAC
Messenger RNA from Ostrinia nubilalis (European corn borer), 1228 nucleotides. RefSeq lists its product as uncharacterized. Lineage: Eukaryota; Metazoa; Arthropoda; Insecta; Lepidoptera; Crambidae. The coding region runs from base 522 to 935 and encodes 137 amino acids. The record is from RefSeq and is a predicted model, not a curated record. The transcript has 4 exons.